Neomonachus schauinslandi (Hawaiian monk seal) is the source of this 3601-nucleotide messenger RNA. RefSeq names its product tubulin alpha 8 (gene TUBA8). Gene Ontology annotation, biological process: mitotic cell cycle; microtubule cytoskeleton organization. Bases 179 to 1528 code for a protein of 449 amino acids. The transcript has 5 exons. The record is from RefSeq and is a predicted model, not a curated record. Gene Ontology annotation, cellular component: cytoplasm; microtubule. Gene Ontology annotation, molecular function: structural constituent of cytoskeleton; GTP binding. NCBI's taxonomy places the organism in Eukaryota, Metazoa, Chordata, Mammalia, Carnivora, Phocidae.
CUGCCCCGGUCCCUCCCCUCCCUGGGCACUGUGAUGCUGCAGGGCAGCUGCUGGCCCAGCAUGUCUGUCCCCGGCCCCCUCCCGCCCGGUGUGUCACAACAGCGGAGGCGGCUGUAUCUAGAGCAGUUGGGGUGGGCAGGCCCAGCUGGGAGGCAAGCCGGCGAGGAGAGCAGCCGCGAUGCGGGAGUGCAUAUCAGUCCACGUGGGUCAAGCAGGAGUUCAGAUUGGCAAUGCCUGCUGGGAGCUCUUCUGUCUGGAGCACGGCAUCCAGGCGGAUGGCACCUUUAGUGUCCAGGCCAGCAAGGUCAACGACGAUGACUCAUUCACCACCUUUUUCAGUGAGACUGGCAAUGGGAAACAUGUGCCUCGGGCUGUCAUGGUAGAUCUGGAGCCUACUGUAGUAGAUGAAGUUCGGGCAGGAACCUACCGUCAGCUCUUCCAUCCAGAGCAGUUGAUCACAGGGAAGGAGGAUGCAGCUAACAACUAUGCCCGGGGCCACUACACAGUGGGCAAGGAGAGCAUCGACCUGGUGCUGGACCGCAUACGGAAGCUGACAGAUGCCUGCUCUGGCUUGCAGGGCUUUCUGAUCUUCCACAGUUUUGGUGGGGGCACUGGCUCUGGCUUCACUUCUCUGCUGAUGGAACGGCUCUCCCUGGAUUAUGGCAAGAAGUCCAAGCUAGAGUUUGCUAUCUACCCAGCCCCUCAGGUCUCCACUGCAGUGGUGGAGCCCUACAACUCCAUUCUGACCACUCACACCACACUGGAACAUUCAGAUUGUGCUUUUAUGGUGGAUAAUGAAGCCAUCUAUGACAUCUGCCGCAGGAACCUAGACAUCGAGCGCCCCACCUAUACCAAUCUCAACCGCCUCAUCAGCCAGAUUGUGUCUUCCAUCACUGCCUCUCUCCGCUUUGAUGGGGCCCUUAAUGUGGACCUCACUGAGUUCCAGACCAAUCUGGUGCCCUACCCCCGCAUCCACUUCCCACUCGUCACUUAUGCACCCAUUAUAUCUGCUGAGAAAGCCUAUCAUGAACAACUCUCCGUGGCUGAGAUAACCAGCUCCUGCUUUGAGCCCAACAGUCAGAUGGUGAAGUGUGACCCAAGACAUGGGAAGUACAUGGCCUGCUGCAUGCUCUACCGGGGGGACGUGGUGCCUAAGGAUGUGAAUGUCGCUAUUGCUGCCAUCAAAACCAAGAGGACUAUUCAGUUUGUAGAUUGGUGUCCCACAGGCUUUAAGGUGGGCAUCAACUAUCAGCCACCCACCGUGGUGCCAGGAGGGGACCUGGCCAAAGUCCAGCGGGCUGUUUGCAUGCUGAGCAACACUACUGCAAUUGCGGAGGCCUGGGCCCGCCUAGACCACAAGUUUGACCUCAUGUAUGCCAAGCGGGCCUUUGUGCAUUGGUAUGUUGGAGAGGGAAUGGAAGAAGGAGAAUUUUCUGAGGCCAGGGAGGACCUGGCUGCUCUGGAGAAGGAUUAUGAAGAAGUGGGGACUGAUUCAUUUGAAGAAGAAAAUGAAGGGGAGGAGUUUUAAAUAUAACACUUUCCCCUUGGCUGUGUCUCUUUAUUUAUGCUUCUCCACUCAAAGCACGUUUAACUAUUCCAAGAGUAACAGACUAUACUCCUAAGCCCAGACUAAUUUCUGUUUUCCAUUAGAAGAGGUAUCUAACACCAGUGCCUGUGGGUGAUUGGGCCAAAAAUGAAUGCUGAGCUGUUCAGACCCUCCCUUGGGUAAAAGCAGCUUUGUGUCACACACACACACAAAAAAUGAGUCACUGUCUCUAGUUAGGGUGAAGCCAGGUUACAUGUUGUGAAGAGACCUAAUCAGGAUUUUAAAUUCUGGAUUAGUCUGGGCCCACCUAAAAUGUAGCCUGUUGGCUAUGGAAAGAUCUGGGCAUUGGGAAGAUUGAAGGAAGGAAGGGAGUGACACUGUUAGAGAGUGAGAAACAAGACAGACACAUUUCCUGCCCUUGUAAAAACACAAAUAAAUGAACGAGAUAAUUCAGGUAGUGUUAACUGAUAUGAAGUAAAAAAAAAAAAACCAUGAUGAGGGAAAGUGUCUGGGUAAAUGCUCCUUUAGACUGGGUAGUCAGAAAAAGCCUCAUGGAGACCUGAGUGACAGGAGAGAGCCAUCAUGUGAAGUUCUGGAGUUAGAGAAUGCUGGACAUAGAACAAAACACAGAUGUGGGAACAAGCUUAUGUCCGAAGAACAUAAAGGAGGUCAAUGUGCCUAGAGGAUGGUGUGAGAUGGAGAUGAGAUCCCAGAGCCAAGCUGGGGCCAGAGCAUACAGACCAUGGUAAGGAGUUUAGAUUUUUCUCUAAGUGAAACAAACUAUUUGGAAGGUUUUAAGCAGGAUAUACCAUACUUUAUAUAUGUACAUACCUUAUCUCUAAUCCUCCCAAAAAUCUCAAAUGGAUAUUCUGCUCAUUUUAUAGAUGAAGAAACUGGGGUUUACAGAGUUGAUAUGUUGCAUAUAGUAAGAAAGCUCAGAUAACAGGGACUGCCAAUUCUAUUCUUUUGUCUACCUGCACUGUUUCUAUGCCUUGGUAUCUGUGCCCAGGUUUCAACUGCUGCUUCAUAGAAUGAUGGAUGGAGGAGAAACAAAAGUAUAUAACAUUUACAAAAGAGAGGAUGAGUUAAUGCAUCUCUUCUCUGAAGUUGACAGCUCUGGUAGGAUUUUAGGAAAAUCAAAAAGCUGUUCUUAUGCAACUACUAUUGGUAAGAUACCCAGGGUUGGGACCACAGUAGGUCCCUGUGUAUUAAAUGUACAUCUUGUUAAUUGUUGAUUUUCCCUAAUUUUUAUUGUAUAUUCCUUGGUAGCCCUGAGAAAAAUAGAAUAAAAUGUUCCAAGAAAAGGAAGGUUAGGUAAGAAGUAAUGCUAAUCACUUCUAGAGGAUUGUCUUCAGAGAAACCAUACUUCCUUGCUCUUCUAUGAAGGAGAUCAUGGUAAAAAAAAAAAAAAAAAGGAGGUCCAGAUCUGCUGUCCAUUGUGAGCUCCCUUAUCCGAGGAUCAUUCCUGCACCAAGUCCCAUAGGUAUCUGCAUAGACAAAUUUAUUAGAGAAUUGUAUUAGAGAAUUAGGGUCAGGAACUCAGGAAGGGGCAUAUUCUCUCUUGAUGCAAGUUGAGAGACCUACCCAUGGGAUUUCAGAUAAGCCUCAAAACUUCCUGGGUGUGUAACUAUGACCUCAUUAGGGAGAAAAUAACACAUCCUCAAGGCCAAGGUUUAGGGCUGUGGUAAAUCACUCAUGGUGUGUUCCUUUCCUUUAGACUUAUGUGAAUUAUGUGAAUUAUUAGAAUUAUGUGAAAGCUAAUGCAUUCAGAUAAGGGAAAAUAGAAGAAUAAUAGUUGGAAAUGAAGAAGUAAAACUAUUUCUAUUUGUAAAUGAUAUGAUGGUACAUUUGGAAAACCCUAUUCUAUAAGACUAACUUAAACAAAAUAUGUCAGUAUGGUAGCAGGGUAUUAGUAGCCUUGAUUUCACAAAUACAAUAAUUGGUUAGUGGAGGAAGAAACUUCUGUUAAGAACAGAAACAAAAAGAGAAAUACUUAGAAAUAAAAAUUUAACUAGAAAGGUUUAGAAGCCUUUAUGAGAAAACUUUAAACUCAAA